GGAGGCAACGGUCAAAAGGCCAAGAUGGCACGUGAGAAGAACUUGGAGAAGCAGAAAGCCGCCGGCAAGGGAAGCCAGCUUAAAACAAACGAGAAAGCCAUGUCCAUCCAGUGCAAGGUGUGUAUGCAAGCAUUUAUGUGCACCACAUCAGAGGUGAAGUGCAGGGAACAUGCUGAAGCAAAGCAUCCCAAGUCUGAUGUGUACGCUUGUUUCCCUCAUCUCAAGAAAUGAACAAAAUGUGAGAAGAAGUUGUAGGGACAAACUGUGAACGUUAUGGCCCUCUAUAUUAAGCUUUCUAGAAUGAAUUUACCAACAGUUCUUCUGGAUUGAUAGCUAUUUAAUACUGGUUGUGAAGUGUUUGUGUGUGUUAAUGUGAGUGAGGGAGAGAGCAAGAGAAAGACAUGUAUCUCCUUGUUGAACUGAAUCUUGGUCUUAAAUGAUCAUGAAUGUUG
Molecule: messenger RNA, 452 nt
Organism: Prunus avium (sweet cherry)
Lineage: Eukaryota; Viridiplantae; Streptophyta; Magnoliopsida; Rosales; Rosaceae
Source: RefSeq, a predicted model, not a curated record